AUGAACGAGGCGAACGUGGAGCGUCUGGCAGCGACGCUCUGCCGGCUGCGCGGCGCGGCGCUCAAGGUGGGGCAGAUGCUCUCCUUCAACGACGCGGACGUGCUCCCUCCCGCGGUGCGCACGCUCAUGGAGCGAGUGAGGAACGGUGCGGACUGGAUGCCGGCGUGGCAGCUGGAGGAGUCUCUGCGGCGGGAGCUGGGCGACCGGUGGAGAGAGCACGUCGAGGCGUUUGACGAGGAGCCGGUCGCCGCAGCCUCGAUCGGGCAGGUGCACCGCGCGACGCUGGUCGACGGGCGGAGGGUCGCAAUCAAAGUGCAGUACCCCGGCGUCUCCGACUCGAUCGUGUCCGACUUGUGGUCGAUGCGUCAGCUCGUCACGUGCACCGGCGUGGUCCCUCCGGAGCUGUACACCGGCGUGGUCCCUCCCGGCCUCUACCUCGACCGGGUGCUCGAGCACGUGCUGACAACAGAGUGGAUGGCGGGACUGCCCAUCGACAAGGCGGCCGCGGAGGGCGCCAUCGAGCCCGCGGAGCGCGACCGGAUCGGGGAGAGGCUGCUGUGGCUGACCCUCUCGGAGCUCUUCAAGUUUCGCUUCAUGCAGACGGAUCCCAACUGGUCCAACUUUCUGUACGAGCCGCGCACGCGCCAGCUGUCGAUGAUUGACUUUGGCGCGUGCCGCGAGUACGACGCGCCCUUCGCAGCCUCGUACCUCCGGCUUGCACAGCGCGAGGCCAUCUUGCACCACUCGCGAGAGCUCGGCUUCCUCACAGGCGAGGAGGGACGCACGAUGCUCGACGCGCACACGCGCGCUGCGGUCCUCGUCGGCAGGCCCUUUGCGGACGGCGAGCAGCCGUACGACUUUGGCAAGCAGACCAUCUCGAAGCGCGUCACCGGCGAUGUGCAGACGAUGCUGCGCGAGCGGCUGACGCCGCCUCGCAAGGAGAUCUACUCGCUUCACCGGAGGCUCAACGGCUGCUUCCAGCUCGCGUCGCGCGUCGGCGCGCGGAUACGGGCGCGCGAGAUCCUGCUCGAGAUCGAGCGAGAUCACGAGGCAGCGGAGCAAGCUGCCGAAUUGGCUGCGGAGGAGCAGGCAACCGCUUGAGGGCGUGCACACAUCCGAGCUCGUGUGUGUUGGCUGCAUGUUGCUUGCUGCGCCGCGCCGGGCCCGCCGCACAGUCUCUGGGGAUGUGAAGGGAGAGCUGUAUGUAUAUGUACCAGGCACGUAUAUGGGCCAAUGUGCGGUACGCGUGGGCCGUGGCGUCGCGUAAGGCGUAACGUAACCAUGUGACCAAGACACAAA
Molecule: messenger RNA, 1299 nt
Organism: Emiliania huxleyi CCMP1516
Lineage: Eukaryota; Haptophyta; Isochrysidales; Noelaerhabdaceae
Product: ubiquinone biosynthesis protein coq-8
Exons: 7
Coding region: 1-1101 (366 amino acids)
Biological process (GO): ubiquinone biosynthetic process
Molecular function (GO): kinase activity
Source: RefSeq, a predicted model, not a curated record